Messenger RNA from Elaeis guineensis (African oil palm), 2218 nucleotides. Its product is annotated as CDT1-like protein a, chloroplastic. Lineage: Eukaryota; Viridiplantae; Streptophyta; Magnoliopsida; Arecales; Arecaceae. Gene Ontology annotation, biological process: mitotic cell cycle; DNA replication preinitiation complex assembly; regulation of DNA-templated DNA replication initiation. Gene Ontology annotation, molecular function: DNA binding; DNA polymerase binding. Gene Ontology annotation, cellular component: nucleus. The record is from RefSeq and is a predicted model, not a curated record.
UCCCUCCAAUUUCCCAUCCCUCCGCCGCUCCAAUCCAUCGCCCCUUCUCCCAUCCCUCUCCUCCCCGAUCUCCAUGGAAUCCCUCGCACCAUCGGAGCCCUCCAUCUCUUGCGAUCAGAAGCUCUCCUCCUCUCCUCGCCCUCCGAUCAAAUCCCGGCCAUUGGUCGCCGCCCCGUCACCCUCCAAGGCCGCCCCCUUCGACCAGAUCUGCACGCCUGAGAAGCCGGUCCAGCUCCCGGGACGGGCCAGGAACCGGAGCGUCGCCUUCUCGGUGAAGGAGGUGAACAAGGUCGCCCUCGGCCUGCAAAGAUCAGCGUAUCGGUCCGAUCUCACUCGAUCCGAUGACGAUCUCUUGUCUGUGGAGGAGCAGAUGGAGGCCGGCUCGGGGUCUGGUUCAGUUCACAAGCCAUCGAGGGCUAAAACCCCUGUCAAGCUCCCAGAAAAGUAUGAGAUACUGUGUGAGUUCUUCAACUGCAUGGAGAGCUCGAUUCGUUUGCUUAGAUUGAAAGGAACCAUGUCAACAUUUUCUAAUGUCUGCACUAGUAUUCGGCAGUUGACUGAGCGGAGGUUUACUUAUGGGCAUUUAGCGCAAUUGAAAUACAUACUGCCUGAAGCCAUUUCAAUCAAGAAAGUGCUUUCCCAUGAUGAGAUUACUUGCUGUAUGAAGCCAGAGCUUCAAGUCGCUCUCCAGAUUGAGGCAAUAGCUAACAAUGUAAAGCCAAAAGAUGGAGGUGCAUAUUCAAUAUUGAGAAAAGUUUUCAGAGAAAGGCUUCUGGAGUUCUUCAAAGAACAUCCAGAGGGAGAUGAAAUUCCAGAGGAACAACUUCCACAUCCAUUCAGUCAAACAAAGCCGACCAUACUUCCACAAGUUACAAGAGUCUCCACCAAUUCAACGUUUCUGGAACCUUCCUCAGACACACCAUCACAGCAGCAAUUUGCAGUGCCUUCUCACAUGUCUGGAUCUUUUCAGAGGCGGUUCUUUCGGAAAAUUCCCAUAUCUGAGGCAGAGAAAACAUCUCUUACAUGUUUUAACGAACCUUCUCCUAAAGAAGAUCCUUUUAUAUCUGUUGUUCAAUCUCCUAUAAAAUUCUCUACAAAGUCACUAGUAUCUGAGAAACCCUUGAUUAGUUCCCCCAUUUUAAAAGCCUCAUCGAGCAACAGCAGAACUCAUGAAGAGGAGACCAAAAGGUUGAAGGCUGACAGUCAUUUUGCAAAGGAUUUAAAUAAUAUAAAGGGAACUCCUGCCAAACUUAUUUCUACUCCUGCCAGGCUGAUGGCUACUACACCAGAAAUUCAAACAUUAAAGAGAUCUCGCCCAACCAUGGAUCAUGAUACACCACCAGCCAAGAAGUCAGCAAAACGGUCAACACGGGCCAAGUUAUUUGCAACUCCAACAAAGAGCCCCAAAGCAUUGGAUGAACAUGAUAGAAGCCCAAGUUUGUCCACUGAUGAUGAUGUCCUCCAUUUUCUUCCAGAGACUCUAUUGCAAUCUGUAAGAGGGAAGGAGAAGAAAGCACUGGAGGAGAAACAGGCUGGAGUUGCCAAUGCAAUGAGACGACAAAAGUUGAUAGCAUGCUUGCCCAGUACUUUUGACAUGAUUUUGCUUAUAUUUCAGUCAGCUAAACGAUCUGUAAUGACGAAGCAUGAGCUUAUUUACAAGAUAAUUGCAAGUCAUUGUAAAAUAGUGGAUAGAGGUGAAGUUGAAGAACAGUUGAAAUUGUUACUAGAACUAGUUCCAGAUUGGAUCUCUGAAAAGACAGUAUCCAGUGGAGACAUUCUUUGUUGUGUUGACAAGAUAUCAAGUGCAGAGGAGAUCCGACAAAGACUAGCUGAAGCUCGGUGAGAAAAUGCACCUGAAAUCCUGUAGCUUAUGAGGCCAUUGUUGGCAUAGACAAGUUUGCUUCAAACAUGGCUGCAAGGAGUGGAAGGACUGUGGAAAGAGCUUCCAGACAUAUACUACUUGAAAAAUUCAUGCGGUGGUUACUAAAAAGGAUGCUGAUAUAUGGACCUUCUCCCCAUUAAAUUGGGCAUUAUGUACUUAUAUAUAUAUAUAUUGUUUUAUUGGGGGUUCGGGGGCGGGGGUGGUUUGCUAAUUACAGUACUGCAAGCAAGCGCAAGCUUUAAAGAAAGCUUGCUUGGUACAAGUGCUUAAUGGAUGUAAAAAUAUUCUCUUCCACUGUUACCUCUGCAGCAGUAUUUUGUAAAGUGAUACUUAUUA